AUGGAGAGCCCGAUGCUGCACGACAUGCCCGAGGAGCUGCUGGCCCUCAUCCUCUCGCACUGCCCGCUCUCCUCCCUACCGUGCGCCGCGGCCGCCUGCCGCCGCUUCGCCGCCUGUGCGGCGCCCGAUCAGCCGGUGUGGCGACGCCACAUUUUGCGCCGGCUCGGCGCGGGCGAGGAGACAGAGCGGUGGCCGGUCAGCGGCGGCGCGGGUUCGCGCGCGCACGCCACACCCUCGUGGCGCGAUCUCCUGCUGGCCCACCACAGCGAGGCUGCAGCGCUCUCGGCGGUCGCGGCGUUAGACACGAGCGACAUUGCGAGCUUCUUGAAGUUUCGGGCGGCGCAGGUGGCAAACUGCUGGCGCGAGGAGCUACCGCCGCCGGCCCAGCUGCUCAAGGGCGCCUCCGUCCAGCAGCUCUGCAUCUCUGGCGGCACGGUCUCCUUCACCGGACGGCUCGGACGCGACCGGGCGGUGCGUGCCGAGUCGCCGGUGCCGCUCUCGUCGAAGUACGUCUCCCUGCGGGCGGGCGGCGGCGGUGAGGCGAAGAUCGCACUGAGCGAUGUCUACUACUUUGAAGUGAGCAUCUCGGACGCUCCCCUUCCCGGCGACGAUGCCUUCACCGCCGACCGGCCGCCGUGCGUCUCGAUUGGGCUGGCGACCGAGCACUUUCGGCUGCAAGACAAGCAGGCGGGAUGGACGUCCGAUUCGCUCGGCUGGCACGGCGACGACGGGGUCCUCUAUCACCGAAGCGGGCGCGGGCUGCAGCGCUUCGGCCCGCCGUUUGGCGCGGGCGACACGAUCGGCUGUGGAGUCCACCUGACGUCGCGCCGCGUCUUCUUCACGCUAAACGGCUCGCUG
Molecule: messenger RNA, 858 nt
Organism: Emiliania huxleyi CCMP1516
Lineage: Eukaryota; Haptophyta; Isochrysidales; Noelaerhabdaceae
Exons: 2
Molecular function (GO): protein binding
Source: RefSeq, a predicted model, not a curated record